Trichomonas vaginalis G3 is the source of this 732-nucleotide messenger RNA. RefSeq names its product single-stranded DNA-dependent ATPase protein. The transcript has a single exon. NCBI's taxonomy places the organism in Eukaryota, Parabasalia, Trichomonadida, Trichomonadidae. The record is from RefSeq and is a predicted model, not a curated record. Bases 1 to 732 code for a protein of 243 amino acids.
AUGAUCAUAUUUAAAUGCCAUUGUGGUUUCAGAUCUAGCACAAAGAAUAAGAUAUAUUUCCCUAAUAUAUCAAUAUUGAACGAGUUCUCCGAAUACUCAAAAGAAUGGAUAUCAAGGAUAUUGAAACCAGAUCCAAGUGUUUUGUUUGUUGAUACAGAUUCUGUUCCUAUGCGAGAAGGAAAGAAUAUGUCAUCUAAAAACAAUGUUGGAGAAGGCUCUGUUGUUUCUAUGAUUGUUUCUGCAAUGAUACUUGCAGGAAUAAGUACAGAAUCGAUCGGUGUCAUCACUCCUUACAGAGCACAAGUUAUAUUCAUAAGGAAAGCUCUUCAAGCACAGAUUUCUUGUUGUUCUAAAUAUUUCCCACACAUGGCAGGAAAUCCAAGUGAAAUUGCAAGCUCGAUUGAAGUUGACACAGUUGAUAAAUACCAAGGACGAGACAAGGAAUGUAUCAUUAUAUCAACUGUUAAAUCGAAUGAGAAGAAAUCUCCUGGAGCACAUGCUUCUGACUGGCAGAGAAUGAAUGUUGCAAUCACAAGAGCGAAAACUAAGUUGAUUUUCGUUGGCUCGAGAUCUACUUUGGAAAACUCUCCUUUCUUUGAACACUUGUUUGAUUUGUUGUCUGAUAACAACUUCUUCAGUUUGCCUCUCUCAGUAAAUGAAGGCGAGUCAAAGCCAUUUAGGAGUAUCGAUUCUUCACAAUCAUUGAGUAACAUUGAUACUCAAGACUAUUAA